CUAGCCUGCCGGGAGCUCAACUGAACUUUGGUGAAAGGAGCCUUUAGAAGAGACAAACAGUUAUUUAAACCACAAAACCUAAAGAUGAGUGAAGAUGGCUUGUGUGAGAAGUUUGUGUCAAUGAUCUCCAAGAAAGGAAGAUCUGAGAAAGACAUUGCUGCUCUGUCUGGUUUAACACAGAAGUUUCCUAAAGUAAUCCAAAACUUCUCUCAUGAGGAUCUCCUCAAGAUCACUGAGUUCUACAAGCCCCACCUGGCUUAUGUGAUUGAAUAUGACAUCAGGAGUAUCCUGCAGAACCUGGCCACCAAGAACAUCCUCACCAAUGAUGAGGCCAAGAGAUUCAAAGCCAAAGAAGAAAGAGAGGGGCGAACAGGUGUGGAGUCCUUCAUCAGCGACAUAAUGAAGAUGGACUGUGUGGUACUGGUGAGCCUGUGGGAGGCACUGGCUGAAGAACUUGUGAGAUUUCCAUCACCAAACAUGACAAGAAUACUGGAGGAGGUGACAGAGGGCGAACCAGACCUCUUGAUGAACAUUCAGGCCAGUCUUCAGCCCACUCCCAUUGAUGAUGGUAUUAAAGGUCUCCAUGAGAUACACAGAGGUGGUGUGUCUGAAUCUACAAGAACUCUAGAGGAUCAGGCUUAUCCUGGAGAUCCACACACCAGAGUUGUGGGCUUUGAGACUCGAUACACAGAGCUGAUGGUCUUUAAACAAUUUAAAAGAACCUACAGUGAGAGACACCAUGAACUUGAGAAGAUGGGGAGAACUCAUGCAGAGCUAAUAGAGGAGCAGACAAAAGAAAAAUGUGAGCGAAUCUGGACUGAGCAGCUUUUUAGGAGUCCAGGAAGUGAGAAAGACCCUCACAUUGUAGUGGUCAGUGGGGUGGCUGGAAUUGGGAAAACCAUCAUGGUCCAGAAGAUCACGUUUGACUGGGCCAGAGGCACUCAGUACCAGAGGUUUGCUUUUGUGUUCCUGUUUAAAUUCAGGGAGCUCAACCUCCUAGACACAGAGACAGAACCACAGAUGCCUCUGACCAGGUUGAUUGUAAGGCACUAUAAAUAUCUCAAUGACCCGAGACUGAGAGAAAUCCUGAAGAAACCUGAAUCUCUACUCUUUAUAUUUGAUGGGCUGGAUGAGUACAAACACAAAUUGGACUUCACACCCAGGAAGCUCCCCUCAAACCCAGAGGAGGACUACUUUCCUGUACACACCCUGGUCACCAGCCUGGUCAGAGGGACAUUACUGAAGGGCUGCACAGUCCUGAUAACAACCAGACCAACAGCCCUAGAAACCCUGGACAUGGAGAGAGUUGAUCGAUUUGCAGAGAUCCUGGGGUUCUUCCCUGAACAAAGGCUAAUGUACUUUAAGAAGUUCUUUGGUGAUGCUGAUCUGGGAACUGAGGCUUUUCAGUAUGUGGAGGAGAACGAAAUCCUGUACACCAUGUGCUUCAACCCCUCGUACUGCUGGAUUAUCUGCUCUGUGCUGAAGAGUCACUUCAUGACACCUGAAGAAGAGCGAGGAGCUGCCCCCAGAACUGUCACUGAGCUCUUUGUGAUGUUCCUUCACAACAUCCUCACCAAUCACAAGAGAGAAGCUGAGGACCAGCAGGAGAUUCUGGUCAGACUUGGAAAGAUGGCUUAUUAUGGGGUGAUGAACAGGACUCUUGUGUUUUAUGACAAGAUGGAGAUGUCCACCUUUGGUCUCCAGCCCAUCUUGUCCUCUCCAUUCCUCUCAGGGUUCCUCAAAGAAAUCCUUCAGAGAGAAAGCACUCUGGAGCACACGACAUACACAUUCUACCACCUCACCCUUCAGGAGUUCAUGGCCGCCUGUUCCUUCUACCUCGAUCCAUCAGGGGGCAUUGAGGAGCUGCUUGAGAAGUUGGACUCAUGUGUAGAUGGCCGGUUUGAGAUUCUCACUCGAUUCCUGGCAGGACUGGCCAGAUAUUCUGUGUUUAAAACACUGGGGGGAGUCAUGGGGGAGUUUGAGAGGAAGACAGCAAAGCGGAUACUGGAGUGGGUGAAGAAGAAAGCUGAAAAGGCACUAUGGGGAGCAGAUAAAAGAAAAGCUCUGCAAGUGUAUCAGUGGCUCUAUGAGACUCAGAAUAAAAAAUUAAUCAGAGACGCCAUUGGGAAGGAUUUAAAGAUGAGAUUUAGUAAGAUGGCUUUAUCUCCUCUGGACUGUGCUGUGCUGGGCUCUGUCAUCAGCUGCUGUGGAGAAUUUGAGGAGCUCAACCUGUCAGAGACAACCCUCACCUCAGAGUGCAUCAGGAGACUGGCGCCCGGGAUCAUCUGCUGCAGACGAGUCAACCUGCCUCGUUGUGGUCUCAACUUCACAUGUUGCUCAGCUCUCUCCUACACUCUUUCUUCUCCACACUCACGACUGACUGAACUGGACCUGAACACCAACAACAUGGAGAACUCAGGAGUGAAUCAGCUGUGUGAGGGGCUGAGGAGUGAAAACUGCAAAUUAGAGAAACUGAGCCUGUCUUCAUGUUGUCUCACCUCCAGAUGUUGCUCAGCUCUCUCCUCAGCUCUUUCUGCUCCACACUCACGACUGACUGAACUGAACCUGAGUGGCAACAACAACAUGAAGGAUUCAGGAGUGGAUCAGCUGUGUGACGGGCUGAGGAGUGAAAACUGCAAAUUAGAGAAACUGAACUUCUGUCACCAAGGCAGGGCAGUAAGCAGCAGUAGCUGACACUGACAUCUCUCCUGAGGUAUUGUGGUUUCACCUCCAGAUGUUGCUCAGCUCUCUCCUCAGCUCUUUCUUCUCCACACUCACGACUGACUGAACUGGAC
Polypterus senegalus (gray bichir) is the source of this 2795-nucleotide messenger RNA. Its product is annotated as NACHT, LRR and PYD domains-containing protein 3-like. The transcript has 9 exons. The record is from RefSeq and is a predicted model, not a curated record. Gene Ontology annotation, biological process: positive regulation of inflammatory response. NCBI's taxonomy places the organism in Eukaryota, Metazoa, Chordata, Cladistia, Polypteriformes, Polypteridae. Bases 85 to 2694 code for a protein of 869 amino acids. Gene Ontology annotation, cellular component: cytoplasm.